Molecule: messenger RNA, 204 nt
Organism: Alternaria alternata
Lineage: Eukaryota; Fungi; Ascomycota; Dothideomycetes; Pleosporales; Pleosporaceae
Exons: 1
Coding region: 1-204 (67 amino acids)
Source: RefSeq, a predicted model, not a curated record
AUGCGUCAUCCCGCCGCGCCUACAGUCAUUGCCGUACUUCUUGGGUUCCUCUUUUUCAUGGUGCUCUGGAGUCGGGCACGCGACGAUGGCCACCACGAGGGAAAUCCCCAUCCGGACGACCUACCACGAAAAAAGGAAAAGAAAAGACAACUCUCACUAAGCGAGGACGAAUCCGAUACAGCCGAACCUCGUCAGCAAUAUUGA